AUGGGCCCUUUCUUUCCAGCGAUCUGUGUUGUCCUUCUUGCUCUGAACGCUGUCACAGUGUCACCGGCGUCCGUCAGUCCCGAGGAUUAUCCCGCGGACGAGGCCGAGCGGACUGUAAACGACAACAUCAUUUUUGACGAUUACCGGGGUAAAGGCUGUGUGGAUGACAGCGGUUUUGUGUACAAACUUGGGGAACGGUUCUUCCCGGGACAUUCAAACUGCCCGUGCGUAUGCACUGAGGACGGACCCGUUUGUGACCAGCCGGAGUGCCCCAAAAUACAUCCGAAGUGCACAAAGGUGGAGCACAAUGGAUGCUGCCCCGAAUGCAAAGAGGUCAAAAACUUUUGUGAAUACCGGGGGAAAACCUACAAAAUCUUGGAAGAAUUCAAGCCGUCCCCCUGUGAAUGGUGUCGCUGUGAACCAAAUAACGAAGUGCACUGUGUGGUGUCGGACUGUGCCGUCCCAGAGUGUGUCAACCCCGUGUACGAGCCUGAGCAGUGUUGCCCCAUCUGUAAAAAUGGUCCAAAUUGUUUUGCCGGAACGACGAUCAUCCCAGCCGGCAUUGAAGUGAAGGUGGACGACUGCACCAUCUGCCGCUGCUUCAACGGAGACUGGUGGAAGCCUGCACAGUGCUUGAGGCGGGAGUGCCUCAACGGCCAGACGUUGUCAUAGAAACCCCGCCGGGGAUCGGUGACGGUGACAUGCCGGGUAGCGCCCUGCCACGCCAAACCUGAUGCCUAUCUUGGAGGAUUGACAGUACAGGAGCACAAUUCCUAGGCCACCUGAGACUGCAUAGCUCGUCAAGACGCUGUCGUU
Molecule: messenger RNA, 816 nt
Organism: Hypomesus transpacificus
Lineage: Eukaryota; Metazoa; Chordata; Actinopteri; Osmeriformes; Osmeridae
Gene: vwc2l
Product: von Willebrand factor C domain containing 2 like
Exons: 3
Coding region: 1-672 (223 amino acids)
Biological process (GO): negative regulation of BMP signaling pathway
Cellular component (GO): AMPA glutamate receptor complex
Molecular function (GO): protein binding
Source: RefSeq, a predicted model, not a curated record